GUCAGAUCAUCAUAGCACUGGCCUUUCAGCUUUUCUCUGUCAGCUCACGAGGUUCUCGUGUUGGAAUACACGACAGUAAUUUAAAAUUAAAUUUUUCUGCUGUGUCUUUAGCUUAAAAUGAAAGCAAAGGGAGAGUUGAAAGAAUUCGAGGUGAUCGGUAGAAAGAUACCCACCGAGAAGGAGAAGACGGUCCCUUUGUAUAAAAUGAGGAUCUUCGCCCCGGACGCUAUCGUCGCCAAGUCGCGUUUCUGGUACUUCCUUCGCCAGCUGAAAAAAUUCAAGAAGAGCACCGGAGAGAUUGUAUCACUCAAAUCGGUUCCGGAAAAAUCCCCAUUGAAGAUCAAGAACUUUGGUAUUUGGCUCCGAUACGACUCAAGAUCUGGAACCCACAACAUGUACAGGGAAUACAGAGACCUGUCUGUGAGCGGCGCAGUCACUCAGUGCUACAGGGAUAUGGGCGCUCGUCACAGGGCAAGGGCUCAUUCUAUCCAGAUUAUCAAAGUCAAGGUGAUCGCCAACAGCAAGGACUGCAGGAGGGCUUUAGUCAAGCAGUUCCACAACUCUAAAAUCCGUUUCCCUCUACCGAAACGUAUCCAACAAAAGAAGGAAAUGCCUUUGUUCUCGGUUAGGAAACCAAGAACAUACUUCCUGUAAUUUUGUUUCUUAAUUUUAAAUACACAUUUUUUAAAAUGA
Cimex lectularius (bed bug) is the source of this 693-nucleotide messenger RNA. It is a transcript of the gene RpL18A, whose product is annotated as 60S ribosomal protein L18a. Bases 118 to 654 code for a protein of 178 amino acids. The transcript is spliced from 4 exons. Gene Ontology annotation, cellular component: cytosolic large ribosomal subunit; ribosome. Gene Ontology annotation, molecular function: structural constituent of ribosome. Gene Ontology annotation, biological process: translation. Lineage: Eukaryota; Metazoa; Arthropoda; Insecta; Hemiptera; Cimicidae. The record is from RefSeq and is a predicted model, not a curated record.